Molecule: messenger RNA, 753 nt
Organism: Brassica oleracea var. oleracea
Lineage: Eukaryota; Viridiplantae; Streptophyta; Magnoliopsida; Brassicales; Brassicaceae
Exons: 3
Coding region: 152-748 (198 amino acids)
Biological process (GO): regulation of DNA-templated transcription
Molecular function (GO): protein dimerization activity
Source: RefSeq, a predicted model, not a curated record
CUUUCUUCCUUACCUCUCUGUCUCUCUCUCUCUCCCCCUCUCCCUCUCGUCAAUUUCAAGAACUCGUGAGGUGACCGCAGAUAUCCUCUAACUAAUCUUUGAAACUCAACCAAAAGAAGAAGAACAAAAAUUCUACAAAAAAGGAUUUAAGAUGCAACCCACGAGCUCAAUGAAGGAAGAAUUCCUACAGAAAUGGCAAAUGGGCCUUCAGAUAUACCGUCCUUUGAUAGACAACACCAGUGUCUCCGAGAGAAGGAAAGCGAUAAAGCUCUCUGCAGACGUUGCAAUGGCAUCUCUAAGGAGAGGAACAACUUGUUGGAGCCGAGCCCUAAUCCAGAAAACUGCCACCGAGGACAAUUUCCUCGUACGUCAGAUGCUCUCUGGUAUCAAAGCGGAAACGUUAAUCAACAAGAAGUUGCCUAAGGUUAUGUGUCAUAGAAAGAUAGUGAGAAGAAGCAAGAAGAUCUUGAGGAGGAGGAAAUCUAGAUCAGCAAUCGAAGAGGUCGCAGCAAAAGCUAGGAAGCUCGUCAACAAAAAGACUCAAGGAUUAAGAAACGUUGUCCCCGGUGGAGAGUUUAUGAGCAAUGACGUCUUGCUCAUACAAGAAACCUUAGAUUACAUUGUCUCGCUUCAGACACAAGUGAAUGUCAUGAGGAGUAUUGUUGAUGCUGCUGAGGCCGGAAGUGAACGGACCGCGUAUUAUUUGGGGAAACUGAAAUUGCGAUCGAGGAUGGAUAGAAUUUUAUAGUAAGU